Molecule: messenger RNA, 1094 nt
Organism: Venturia canescens
Lineage: Eukaryota; Metazoa; Arthropoda; Insecta; Hymenoptera; Ichneumonidae
Exons: 3
Coding region: 333-917 (194 amino acids)
Source: RefSeq, a predicted model, not a curated record
UCUUAUCGACGACGAACAAUAAUAUGCGUUCUUUGAAACUGACAGAAUGAUAACGAACAGCUGUUCACGAUCGUAUUUCACAUUCCCAUCGACGAUGCAAGGGUGUGUGCGUGUAGGUGCAUGAGAAAGAAACAGAGAGAUUUUACGGGGUACACCCACCUGGUCCAAUAAGUGGCAAAAACUCAAACAUGACGAUAUAUCCAGUCAAACAUUUGGUUGAAAGACGUGUGUACACAUAUUUAUAGAUAUACUUAUAUCUAUUGGUUUCGCUGACAGUACGACUGUCAUUAAAAUCAAACAACACCGUGCCGUAUGAAGUUCACAUUCAAAUAAUGGGUUGCAACAUGCUGAGGACUCACAAUUCGUUAAUUUUUAUCGUUGCAACGUGUGUCUUGUGCCUCACACGUUCAACGAUCUGCAUUGAAAGUCCGAGCAAUAAAGAAGGUGUCAUUGGUAAUGGUACAAAGUUGCAAGAAAAAAAACCAAUUGCGAGUGUCGGUAAAGGUGUAAUUGAACUUAAUGGGAAUAAAACGAAUAAAUCGCCACCUGUACAACAGACCGGCAAGAACAUAACCUCGCAAUCGGCAGCUACGACGGUUGUAGACAACAAAUUGCCUACUGAUUCCAUCUCGUCGUCUGAGCCCAGCACAGUCGGGCAUUCCCAACCAGCGGUGAAUGCUGGAGCGUUGUUUCGAGGCUUAUACGUUUUGGGAGGACUAAGUGUGAUAGCAUUAGCAUAUAUGGUAUUUCGGAGCUUUGGAGUGAACAAGCAACGGCCUCAGAUGAUUCGAAAGUAUGGAAUACUAGCGCACAAGCAAGACAUUGAAAUGAGGCCUUUGCCAUUGGAUGAGGAUGACGAAGACGACACAACAGUGUUCGAUGUGAGUGGAUUAGCUUCAUCGAGGAUCCACUCGUAAAACUCCUUGUGAAGAUUUCAACGACUGUUCUUAAAUCUAAGGGCUAUGGUUAUGAGCACGGCAUUAAAAACACAAUUCCGUGAGGCACUACGAAAUUUUUUAUCUACACAUAUAUUAUAUUUUCAAUGAUACUUAUCUUGUUGUAAGAUUAUACGAAUACAAUAUCGUUUAUAUUUA